AUGUUGUCACCUCAACCUCAAUUUGAGGAGGACGACAUCCAAGUGCAGUACCAUCCUAAUAAACUCACCCUUGAGGUGGCUCUCACCCACCAGCAGCUGGACCAACUUCUCAACCUCAUUCAUCGCAGCAAGCAUGAAGACUUCACACUUCGGAAUCGCAAAGAUGUACAGGAUACAUGGGAUGCAGCUUCGUAUAAAUUAACACCUUUCGUAAAGGAAGAAGUAAUCAUCCCCUUCCAGGGCGACAACAAGACAUUUCAGGUAUUCUAUUGCUCAAUAUGGGACUGGGCUGUGGAUCUCCUUCAGGAUCCUCAAGUCGGUCCACAUUUUGUCUUUGAUGCUGAAUGGCUUUCAAAGUUUAAUGGUGAUAGAAUCGUUCGACUCAUUCAUGAGCCUUGGACCGCCAAUAGCUUCUGGGAGUAUCAAUUGAAAAUACCACAAGAUUCCAAACCUCUCACAUUCAUUCUUUAUGCUGAUAAGGCAAAGUUAUCAUCAUAUGGUCAUGCAAAAGGCUAUCCCGUCAUUGCCCGGUGCACUAACCUUCCUACUGCGAUUCGUAAUGGAGAAGGGUUGGGUGGUGGGCAUGUAGUGGGAUGGCUACCAAUUGUGAAAGAAGACAAGAAACACUCAGGAAAGCCAGCAUUUGUUAACUUUAAAAACGCGAUCCUUGUGUGCCUUGCACCACUAUCAAAGGUUGGAUCUGCUGUUAAAUGUUGGGAUGACCUUGUCCGUGUUUUCUAUCCAAUAAUACUGACCCUCUCUGCAGACUAUGAAGAACAGUCUGUGAUGGCGUUGAUUUGUGGUCUGAUGGGAAAAUUUCCUUGCCCGAUAUGUCUUGUACCUCGCAAUGAGCUUUCUAAGACAUCUAAUGUGUAUCCUAUUUGCACAUCUGCAAAUGAAAAUGCAUUAUGUGCUUGGGCCCAAGAGUCUACAACAUUAGAAGCAAAAGAACAAAUAUUAAGCUCUGAGAGCCUUCAAAAUGUUGAUAAUUCGUUUGAUAUGAUGGAGCAUACCAAUGUUCAUCGGGCCCUGUCACACGACAAACUGCACUUUAAUGAUGAAGGCCUUUUCAGUGAUCACCAGUGGGCCAAACUGCAAAAGUGGAUCGAACAUUCAGGUCGACAAGCUGCCGUGUUGAUUGAUAACUUCUUCAACUCAUUUCUGCGCUGGCAAAACCUCAAUCAUUUUGACCAGGUUGUUUCAGUGUCUUUUUCUGAUGGUACUAAAUAUGAAGAUAUCUCAAAGGCAACUCUGGCAAUGUUGACAGAGCUGAUGGAUGUAUGUUUCAUUUACUAUAUACUUGACCGUCAGAAAUACAUUGAAGACACAUUAGAAAUAUGUGACAAGUCAUGGAAUUUUCUGAAGAAGCAUCUUUCUGCGCAUCUUUUCGACGAUAUCAAGGUGAAAGGUGUCAGUCGAAACUAUACCACAAAACCAAAUGAGAAAAUGCACAAAUAUAUUCAUGGCAAAUUGGACUGUCUUGAUGCGCAAAAUCUCAGCCAAUCUGAGUCAGAUUUACCUGAUCCAGAGGUGAAUUCAGAUGAGAUUGAUUCAGAGACCAAACUGACAGAUGCAGCACUGCAUUUCAGCCUCGGUUCUCAGCAGGUAACAAAGUCAUUUGCAGAUAUUGAAGCAAGCAACACAGGCAAUCUGGCCUUUGUUCAAUUCCGGAUUAAGCUGAAUGUAUUUUUAAACCAUGCAUUCAAUACCAAUGGCAUCCCAUUUCCUGAUGGAAGACGAGUCCAACUCGCCGCUGAUAAUAUGACCGAAGUUGGUGUCAUAUUCGCACAAUUGCUGUUGGUCUUCACCUGCACAGUUGGGAAUGACCAAUAUCCUAUCAUGCUCACUCUCCCAUAUGACCAAUCUGUUGGUGCUCGUCCACAGAAGGAUAAAGACUUUGACUUCUGGCAAGUUAAGGCAAAGCCCAGAGUGUCCACAGAAUUCUUCUCGGUGCAAUCCAUCAUCUGUGGAUGUGUAUCGGUGGAAGACAGUAGCAGACCCAAUGAGGGUUUGGUCAUUGAUACUCUAGAUACAGAUAUGUUCCUUCACAUGAAGGAAAUCCAUAUUAAUACUAUAGCUGGUUAG
This is a messenger RNA of Suillus subalutaceus, 2085 nucleotides long. RefSeq lists its product as uncharacterized. The transcript has 13 exons. Lineage: Eukaryota; Fungi; Basidiomycota; Agaricomycetes; Boletales; Suillaceae. The record is from RefSeq and is a predicted model, not a curated record. The coding region runs from base 1 to 2085 and encodes 694 amino acids.